Penicillium salamii is the source of this 618-nucleotide messenger RNA. The record is from the annotation of a GenBank genome assembly. Lineage: Eukaryota; Fungi; Ascomycota; Eurotiomycetes; Eurotiales; Aspergillaceae.
AUGGCACCUUUCGGCACUAUCUACUCUUACACCCCCAGCCCCCGGGUUGUCAAGGCCCAAGCUGCAGCCAACCUCAACGGCCUCGAACUCUCCGUCCCCGAAUUCACCUUCGGCCAAACCAACCGCACCCCCGACUUCAUCUCCAAGUUCCCACUGGGCAAAGUGCCCGCCUUCGAAGGUGCCGACGGCACCACACUCUUCGAAUCCGACGCUAUCACCCAAUACAUUGCCGAGAGCGGCCCCGCCGCUGACCAGCUGGUUGGAGCUACACCUGCCCAGCGCGCCCAGAUCCGUCAAUGGAUCUGCUACGCCCAGGGUGAGGUCUUGGACCCCGUUUCCCAGCUUGCGCUGUGGAGACUGGGUAUCUAUACCUAUGAUGCCAAGAAUGAGACUACCAAUGCUGAGAAGUUGCACCGCUCGCUUGCUUGUCUUGACUUGGCGGAUAUCACUGUUGCUGCUGCUCUUAUUUGGGGUUUCGCCACUUUCAUUGAGAAGGAGGAUCGCGAGAAGUACCCCUCUGUUGUUGCUUGGUAUGAGCGCACUAUUGAGACUGAGGGUGUUAAGCAGGCUUUCGGUGAGAAGAAGUACAUCGAUAAGCGCAGUGCUCCCCCUUCUUAA